AUGCCACCCCUCGCCAUCUCUGUACCCGACGCUCCGGGUUCGCCAAAUGCAACCCGAACAAAAUUUGCCUUUUACGGUAAUCGACAACGAGACAGCGAGAACAGCCUCAUGCCCGGUGCUUCGACAGGUGAGGCUUCGCCUUCGCCUUAUGCCUCACCGAUGACUUCACCAAUGAUGUCUCCGUUAGCAUCGCCUCGUAUGCAGCUCAAGCCAUUUGGCGCCGCCUACCGCCAUGCUCGUCAACCUUCGGACGAGUCUUUGUCACAUUUACCUCCUCUGCCGAUUUCGCCCAGAUGGGACUCCAUGUCCAACCCUUCAAAAUUCAUGCUCGGACAAUCAAUAUCGCAACGUGCAGCAUCUCCGUUCGACUCUCCCCACUCUCCGUCUCCUCUAAGUUACGACACUGCCGCAAGCACUCCUGUUGACUCCCGAAACACAUCUCCGACAUUUCUGACAUCCAAAUCGUCACUGGCUGACCUUCGCGCCUACGACACCCUGCCACCCGCCGUGGAGAACUUCUCGCGGCCGCGGAAGCAAAGUAUCCGCCAGCCAAUCGCAGACGCGACUAAGCCACGACUAGUCCACAACGCCCCAGGGACCGCUACAUCUAACCCCGGUCCCAAUCCCGCCGACCAGUAUUUGGAGCUCGUUACUUCUUCUCAACAUCCCCUUUGGCCUCCUCAACGUCCUCGUGGCCCUUCAGUUUCUUCUUGUCAAUCUUCUUCAACUUAUCAAUCUGUAAUCUCUCCUCCUCCUCCCAACGACUUUUAUGACCCAAGAGCGCCUCGUGCUCGGACGGCUACUGGUGCGACAUCGUCAGCAGCACGGCCUCCUUUGAGCUACUCCAACGGAGGCUCUGCCUCACCAAGCCCUGUCAUCGCCCCGUGGAUGAGUGGUGAAGAAUUGCGCUCGAGCUAUCGCUCUCAGUAUACAGAUAUAACUGCGCCCGGUACCGCCGUCACCGAGCGAAGCAGUGUUCUCACAAAGGACAGCUCUGUUACAUCACUAUACCCUAGCCGAGAAAGCGCAGAGCAAGAAACCAACCCUGACAACGAACCCGACGCUGAUCACGACGAGCCGAGUCUUGAUGAUGUUAUGGGCAUGUACGAGCGAGGCUUCGACGACGACGACGAAGAGGUGAAUUACCAAAACACCACUACAAACAAGCGACCAGUAUCAUCACAAUCCGACAUGGGUCAAAGACGAAGCAUUCGAGAUGAUGAGGAUGAUGAGGAUUUCCCACAAAGAGAGGUCCAGGAAUCCACUUCAACACUCGAUAUGGAAAUUCGAAUGUCCAAGAUGAUCUUUACAUCACCAGCCUUUACAUCAUCUGUACCUCACAUUGCUGAAAAGCAUGUGGUGGAAAACUACAGCAGCCCCGAACUCCCCGAAAAACGAGAUUCGGCCAAGUCGUUAGACUCAGAGCCCUCCGUUAAAUCACACAAACCUCUUUCCAUCGCCGAGCCUGGCUCUGCGCGCUCAGAAACAUUCGCUGCACCUCUUUCACCACCUGGAUCUACCCUGGCACCCGUAUUUGAAGCCACCAACCGACCCGAAACCCCCGAGUCAAGGGUCAACUCUGAAUACGCGUCAGAGCCAGUGCCCGAACCUACACCCGAACCUGUGUCUGAGCCUACACCGGCCCCCAAGGCCGAGCUCAAGCCUGAGCCAGUCUCAACGCCUCCUCCAGUUGCCAUUCCCGAGCCCGUGGAGCCUGAGGACCCUGGCUCUCGUGACCGAUAUGGUUUCAAGAAGGAGAACCAGUAUGUGACGCGACAACAAUACGACAAUUGGAAUGCCGGAUACAGCGAGUACCUGGCUCGUCGAAAGAAGAAGUGGAAUCAGUAUCUCAAGGACAAUGCUCUGAUGACAGACCACCCUAACCGAUUUCCUGCUCCUAACGCAAAGACGAAACGAUUUGUUCGCAAGGGCAUUCCUCCGGAAUGGCGCGGCGCUGCUUGGUUUUACUAUGCUGGCGGACCAGCUAUUUUGGCCAAGCACUCGGGUCUUUACGAUAAGCUAACGACUAAACGAGCUAAGGACGUUGAUGCUGAAGCUAUCGAGCGAGAUCUGCACCGCACAUUCCCUGACAACAUUAAGUUCAAGCCUCCCGGUGGCAUGGAAACAACGUCAAGCAGCGCUAGAGAAAGCCAGUCGACAAUGACGGAUUCCACUCGCAGCUCCAGCCCAGCUCCCCCGAAUGUUGAAGGAGAGACACCCAUCAUUACCUCCCUCCGCCGUGUGCUUCACGCUUUCGCUGUGUACAACCCUCGCAUUGGUUACUGUCAAAGUUUGAACUUCUUGGCUGGUCUUCUGCUGCUCUUUGUUGAUACCGAAGAGCAAUGCUUUUGGCUAUUGAACGUUAUCACACGCAUCUAUCUUCCUGGUACCCAUGAGAUGAGUCUCGAGGGUUCCAAGAUUGACUUGGGAGUGCUCAUGACUGAGAUGCGCACUUCUAUGCCUGCUGUCUGGGAUAAGGUUGGUGGAGAGCUUGAGGCUGAUCCCAACUCCCGACCCUCCACAAGCAAGUCGAUUCGCCUUACUCGUUCGCGCCGCAAGGAACUCGCACGCAUGUCAACACCUACAGACAGACUUCCACCGAUUACACUUUGCAUGACGGCAUGGUUCAUGAGCUGCUUCAUUGGAACACUCCCUAUCGAAACCACCCUCCGCGUAUGGGAUGUGUUCUUCUAUGAAGGAUCCAAGACACUUUUCCGCAUUGCAUUGGCCAUCUUCAAGCAAGGCGAGAGCGAGAUCCGAGCAGUGGGCGAUCCCAUGGAAAUGUUUGGCGUGGUGCAAUCAAUGCCCCGCCGCCUGAUCGAUGCCAACGCCCUUAUGGAGGCCUGCUUCAAGAGGCGGAAUGGCUUCGGGCAUCUCAGUCAGGUUCAAAUUGACGAGAAACGUCAGCAACGUCGAGCCAAGGCACAAUUGGAUAGAGUCCGCCAAGGCAAGACAUGGAACAACUAA
Fusarium coffeatum is the source of this 2967-nucleotide messenger RNA. RefSeq lists its product as uncharacterized. The coding region runs from base 1 to 2967 and encodes 988 amino acids. The transcript has a single exon. The record is from RefSeq and is a predicted model, not a curated record. Lineage: Eukaryota; Fungi; Ascomycota; Sordariomycetes; Hypocreales; Nectriaceae.